AUGGAUGCUAUCCGUGAUAUAACCAAAGAAUAUUUUCGCACUGACCUGCCUUCUUUGCAAGUCGGUGACAAAGUAGAAAUUACUACUAAAAAUUUUAAUAAAAAUGAAAAAAGUUCAAAAGACGAGAAACCAAAAUAUCGGUUGACCCAUUUUAAAGGCACUGUAAUUGCCCGAAAAAAUCCGGGACAAAUCGGUUAUACUUUUUCAGUGCUAAAAGAUAGCAAAGGAAGCGAUAAG
Molecule: messenger RNA, 237 nt
Organism: Racocetra fulgida
Lineage: Eukaryota; Fungi; Glomeromycota; Glomeromycetes; Diversisporales; Gigasporaceae
Source: the annotation of a GenBank genome assembly